AGCGACCAAAGCAGGGGAGGGUGGGGUGGGUUGUGAGGGCUCUUCGGUGCUGGCGGGGGCGGCCUACGAAAGUGUCAUGGCUACUGCCGCUGAGCUUAGUCGCCCGACCAUCGGUGACAGGAGCCUAGAGCGGAGCUGCAGCCCCAGCCUCUCACAAGAGGUGGUCUGCGAAGUCUUUCGCUCCUUGCAUACCCUGGCUGGACAACUUAACAUCAGAGAUGAUGUGGUGAAAAUUACAAUCGAUUGGAACAAGCUCCAGAGCCUCUCGGCAUUCCAGCCUGCUUUGCUCUUUAGUGCACUUGAACAACACGUUUUAUAUUUACAGCCUUUUUUAGCAAAACUUCAGCCUCUGAUUAAAGAGGAGAAUACAACUGUUGUUGAAGAAAUAGGAAAAACAGAAACAGGGAACAAGAAUGAAGUAAAUGCCAAAUUUCCCAUUGGAGACCUACAGGAGGAAGAAAAGCACAAAGAUUGUGAUUUGGGAGAUGUGAAAAAGACACAGAUCCAUUUUGAUCCAGAAGUAGUUCAAAUAAAGGCUGGAAAAGCAGAAAUUGACAGACGAAUAUCUGCAUUUAUUGAAAGAAAGCAAGCUGAAAUCAAUGAAAACAACGUCAGGGAAUUUUGCAAUGUUAUUGAUUGUAAUCAAGAAAAUAGUUGUGCGAGAACUGAUGCCAUUUUUACUCCUUACCCUGGGUUUAAAAGUCAUGUAAAAGUUUCUAGAGUUGUGAAUACGUAUGGACCACAGACUAGACCUGAAGGAAUUCAAGGGUCAGGUCAUAAACCUAACAGCAUGCUCCGCGAUUGUGGUAAUCAGGCUGUAGAAGAACGACUACAAAACAUUGAGGCUCACUUGCGAUCGCAGACAGGUGGUCCGGUGCCAAGAGACAUUUAUCAGAGAAUUAAAAAACUUGAGGACAGAAUCCUUGAAUUGGAAGGCAUUUCUCCUGAAUAUUUUCAAUCUGUAAACUUUUCUGGAAAAAGAAGAAAAGUUCAACCACCUCAAAACUAUUCACUGGCUGAACUUGAUGAGAAAAUUAGUGCCCUCAAGCAAGCUCUGCUCAGAAAAUCAAGAGAAGCAGAAUCUAUGGUGACGCAUCACCUUCCAUGAAAAACUCCUCUGUUGUCAGUCAUUUUACUUUUUUAGAUAUGUGUGUAUAACUUACUUACAUAGCCAUUUAAUUAAUUGCAGUGUAUUAAUGUAGACUUCCCUCUGAAAGCAAGGUUUAUUUUCAUGUGAGUCCACUUUGCAGCAAGCAAUCUUCAAAUAUUCCAGUGUACUUUAAAAUAGUUAAUGCAUUGAAAAUAGCAAUGUUGGAAUUUAUUCCCUUCUGUUUUAAAGGAGGUAUUUUGGAAAUUGAAAAACUUAAUUUGAAAGUACAUCUUCAUGUGUAUGUGUGUGUUUACCACAGAAAGGAAGAUUUAUUUUGAAUAGUGAUAUUUAAGAAGACUUUAUAUUUGUAACAUUGAUACUAACCAGUUUUAGUUUAAACCAGUACUUUGUACAUAAUAGGCAUUCAAUAAAAAUUUGAAGUGAGUUUUAAAUGAUGCAUAUAUUCUUUUCCAAGUGUCAGUUUAAUCUAAAUAGUAGAUCAUACCUUUUAUCCC
Delphinapterus leucas (beluga whale) is the source of this 1605-nucleotide messenger RNA. RefSeq names its product MAP3K12 binding inhibitory protein 1 (gene MBIP). Lineage: Eukaryota; Metazoa; Chordata; Mammalia; Artiodactyla; Monodontidae. The record is from RefSeq and is a predicted model, not a curated record.